Sphaerulina musiva SO2202 is the source of this 1646-nucleotide messenger RNA. Its product is annotated as SNARE complex subunit. NCBI's taxonomy places the organism in Eukaryota, Fungi, Ascomycota, Dothideomycetes, Mycosphaerellales, Mycosphaerellaceae. The record is from RefSeq and is a predicted model, not a curated record. Bases 296 to 1513 code for a protein of 405 amino acids. Gene Ontology annotation, molecular function: SNARE binding; SNAP receptor activity. The transcript has 2 exons. Gene Ontology annotation, biological process: vesicle fusion; intracellular protein transport; vesicle-mediated transport. Gene Ontology annotation, cellular component: endomembrane system; SNARE complex; membrane.
GACAGCUGCGGAAUGUAGAGCAGUGCAGCCGACCUGAGUCCACGUCCAUACCUGCUCCUCCUCCUCCUAAGGGCGUCGCUUCGACCCAACAUCUACAGGACUUCGAUCGCUGGGGCUGGCCCUUGCUCCUCGCCUCGACCUCGCCUCGACCGCGUCCCUGCCAGCGCAUUGCUGAAGACCGUAGCUGCCCGCCUGCAAUCAGAGAGAGACGAGAGACACGGCAUGAGAGCGGCUUAGGCAUACCGACAGGCCUUCCACUGCGCAUGAUGCGCCCUGCUCAUAACGCGAGACCACCAUGUCGUCGGCCGUAAAUCUUGGAGCAUGGCGCGAUCGUACGAACCUCUUCAUCUCAUAUCGCCAGUCAUACACGCAUCACCCCGCCAAACGAUCUCGUAUCACUGGAUCUGGCAAUGCACGCUUCGUCGAUACACCCAAUGACUCGGAGCGGGAGGGGCUCAUGUCCCAUCUGGACCACGAUGGAGACGCUGUGAUUGAAAUGGACAUUCUGCCUCCGCGGUGGCUGGACAUCCAGGACGAGGUGUCGCAGACGCUAUCGGAAAUCACGGGAAAGGUGAAGAGACUGGAUCAGAUGCACGCGAAACAUGUCCUGCCAGGUUUUGAUGAUGAGAGCGUGAAGGCCAAGGAGGAAAGGGAUAUCGAGAAUUUGACUCAGGACAUCACCAAAGACUUCAUCAUGUGUCGAAAUGCCAUACGGAGGAUUGAUAGACUGCAGCAGGAGCAACAUCAGUCUGGUGGCGUGAUAUCUGAUGCCGACGCGACCAUGGCUCAGAAUCUCAAAAUGUCCUUGGCAAGCCGCGUGGGGGAGGUCAGUACUCUGUUCCGCAAGAAGCAGUCUGCAUACUUGAAGAAGAUGCGCUCGCUGGGAGGCAUGAAUACGCUAUUGGACAGAGCUGGGACACCAAUGGCUCAGAAUCCUUACAACGAUCCAGCCAUGAUGGACUCGGAGACAGAUCGCUCGGCCGCCCAGUCAACGCUGUUGCAGACUGCACAAGUACGGCGACGUCCAGGAUUGAUGGACGCCCAGAUCGAUCAGCGGGAACGGGAGAUUGAGAAGAUCGCCCAGGGCGUGAUCGAUUUGUCCAACCUAUUCCAAGAGCUGAACACAAUGGUCAUAGACCAAGGAACCGUGCUAGAUCGUAUAGACUACAACGUGGAGCGCACGGCAGAGCACGUGAAAGAGGCCGAGAAAGAGCUCAAGGUCGCAACAGGGUACCAGAAGCGAAGCACCAAACGGAAGAUCAUUCUGCUGCUCGUGCUGAUUGUGGUGGGAGUUUUCAUUCUGCUACUCAUCAAGCCGAGGCGGAGUAGCUCGUUCACGCCGGCGCCUUCUGUAGGUGCGCCUAAGGCUCCUGUACCAAAUGAUCCUGGUGCUGGACUGCCACCCAGAGCGCACAGGAGGGCAGAUGCAGGCACCUUCACUCCAGGAGAGGCAGUAGCUCCGCGACACUCUGAAUGGAAGCGGCGGCGGCGGCGGCGACCUACUGAUGCAUAGAUACAGUAUCGUCCUUUGAGCGCAAGCAAACUGCAGUCAAGGUACCUCCUACCAUGCCUAUUUUCCCGGCCUGCAAGAGCACUCUUCUGUGCACUCAUCCCAAUCCUCAACGCCCGUACCGCCCGCAGAGUAC